GAUGGUCGGCCGCCAUUCGGGCCUCCCGGCCUGCUGCGGCCGACGCGGCCGGUCGAGGCCGGGCUCGGCCCGGCCCGCGACGGCUGGCCGCCGACGAGCGCGCUCGCGCUGCUCGUCAAGAUGGCGGCGGUGGCGAUUGCGGCGACAAAAGUUCAGGCGUACAGCGCUCAGGCGCCUGUCGUCUUUCGUCUUUUGUCGCAUUUCGCACACGCGCGCGCCGCGCGACCCGCGUCGCUCCGCGAGGGCAUGAGCCUUCCGCGAUUCGAUCCCGCAGCCAAAAGCUGCUCGCUCGAACCGCGGCCGACUCUGCCAUCGCGGCCGCAGCUGUCGAGCUCUCCAGAAAACUGGUGCCUCAUAUGCUGCCUCCCUGCGGAUGCUACCGGCGAGCCUGGCGAUCCGCUGUACUUCACAAGGAAGACCAUCGGGUCCUUCAGCCACCAAAGCGGGAUCACCCGAGAGCAGCUGAGCCUGCCUCUGGCCUCGCCUCCCUCUCCUCCAGGCAUUCGUGGCAUCCUAUGGGUCGUCCAGACACCAGAGUAUCGACCUCUGGCGAGUCAGCCAGUCACUUGA
This is a messenger RNA of Emiliania huxleyi CCMP1516, 570 nucleotides long. RefSeq lists its product as hypothetical. The transcript is spliced from 2 exons. The record is from RefSeq and is a predicted model, not a curated record. The annotation marks the transcript as partial. Lineage: Eukaryota; Haptophyta; Isochrysidales; Noelaerhabdaceae.